CUAGUCCACUACGAAGUGAACAGGGAAGUAAUAUCACACUAGCCAAUCGAAAGUGAAAGGGAAUCGGGUGGAAAACAAACGUCGAGCUAAAAUCUCCCUCUUUUACAGAAGAAUAUAACUACAGCACAGUUAAAGACAUCGAGAGGAGUGUAAACACAGACAAGUCUCAUUUUUUAAAAAAAGGACAAAAUAAAGGUUUAACAGCUCAUACCUACUCUUAUAUGUGUGUACCAAAUAAUUUCUUAAUGUAAAAGAGCAGAAGAUGGCAGAACCUUCAUCACCACAACCAAGAAAAGGCAGAAGGAAAAGCCUGGACACACCAGGUUAUUUUUCUCAUGACUCCACCAGUCUCCUGUCUGAAGAGCAGCUGCUGUGUUCGAUCUGUCUGGAUGUGUUCACUGAUCCAGUCACCACCCCAUGUGGACACAACUUCUGUAAGAGCUGCCUUACACAGUGCUGGGAGAAGAGUCAACACUGUCAAUGUCCAUUAUGUAAAGAGAAAUUCACCAAGAGACCUGAACUGAAGAUUAAUACAACACUGAGAGAGGUUGCAGAUCACUUCAAGAAGAAAAGUGGUUCUGACAAACCUGAGGUUCUUUGUGAUGCCUGCACUGGAGAGAAGCUGAAGGCCCUGAAAUCCUGCCUGGAUUGUGGAGUGACUUUCUGUAAAACUCAUUUAGAGCCACAUAAUCAUGUUUCCAAGCUUAAGAAACACAAACUAAUAAACCCUGUUGAGAACCUGGAGGACUACAUAUGCCAGAAACAUGAGAGAGCUCUGGAGCUGUUCUGUAGAGAUGACCAGACGUGUGUGUGUCAGUUCUGCACUGAGACAGACCACAAAAAUCACAGCACUGUUCCUCUAGAGGAGGAGAGCAGAGAGAGGAAGACUCAGCUGGUGAAAACACAGACAGAUGUGCAACAGAUGAUUCAGGACCGAAUGAAGAAGAUAAAAGAGAUCAAACACUCAGUAGACCAAAGCAAAAGAAGCACAGAGAAAGAGAAAGCAGACAGUGUUGAAGUCUUCACUGCUCUGAUUCGCUCCAUUGAGAGAAGUCAGGCUGAGCUGCUCGAGGUGAUGGAGGAGAAGCAGAAAGCAGCAGAGAGGCAGGCUGAAGGAUUCAUUAAAGAGCUGGAGCAGGAAAUCACUGUGCUAAAGAGGAGAGACACUGAGCUGGAGCAGCUCUCACACAUUGAGGAGCAUCUCCACCUCCUACAGAUUUACUCCUCCAUGUGCAGCCCUCCACACACCAAGAACUGGACUGAGAUCAGUAUUAACACUGAUCUGAGUGUGGACACUGUGAGGACAGCUCUGUCUCAGCUUCAGCAGACUCUGAAGGAGAAACUCACUAAAACACUCAAUGACAAGUUAAAGGAAACAGUUUCCACAGAACUGAAGAGGAUUCAGCAGUAUGCAGUGGAUGUGACUCUGGAUCCUGAUACAGCUCAUCCCAAACUCAUCCUGUCUGCUGAUGGAAAACAAGUGACAUGUGGAGACAAACGAAAGAAUCUCCCUGAUACACCACAGAGGUUGACCAGAUAUGUAAAUGUUCUGGGAAAGCAGAGUUUCUCCUCAGGGAAAUUUUACUAUGAGGUGCAGGUCAGAGGGAAAACUAAAUGGACUGUUGGAGUGGCUACAGAGUCCAUUAACAGGAAGGGAGACAAUACACUGAUUCCUCAGAAUGGAUUCUGGACUGUGUGGCUGAGGAAUGAGAAUCAGUAUGAGGCUUGUGAUGAUCCCUCUGUCCCCCUCACACUGAGAGAGAAGGUGGAGGUGGUGGGGGUGUUUGUGGAUUAUGAGGAGGGACUAGUCUCCUUUUAUGAUGUGAAGUCCAGAUCUCAUAUCUACUCUUUCACUGGUCAGUCUUUCACUGAGAAACUCUAUCCAUACUUCUGUCCUUGUAAUAACAAUGGAGGUAAAAAUUCAGCACCACUGAUCAUCUCUCCUGUAUUUAUGACUGAAUGAAUUUCACCUCACAAAUUUAAUCAUCUAUUAAACAGUGAGAAUAAUGAAAUAUUUUCAUUUUUCAGGUUCCUUUUAGAAAUACAUAUUCCCUUUUAUAGUGCUAUAUGGAUUAUUUUAAUAUAGAGUCUUUUGAGGAGACAGGGUAGUGUAGUCAUUUUUUUUUAUUAUUAUUACAAAUCAAAUGUUAAUAGAAUUGUAUGAGUAUGAGCUUUACUGCAGAAUUUAAUCAGUAAAAAUGUUUGAACUGUACAAGAACUGUUUUCUGACUGCUGUGAAAAAUCCUCCUGAGGAGAUUAAACUGACUAGAGCAAGAUACAGAAUUAACCACCCGGAAAUAUACAUUUUAUUUUAUUUCUAUUUUAAAAAAGCCAGCUAGCUAUUCUUUUAUAAACAUUUCAAUAUUACCGUGGUUUUAUUUACUACAUUCUCCACACUGAAAUGAAAAUUAAAAUGUCAUUAUGUGAUAAACGGGUAAAUUCUGAGUGGGACAGUAAAUCACUGUAACUUUAAUCUGUUUGUAAUGAAGUGAUAUCGUGUUCAGUGAGACAUUAUUAAAGCAAACUUUCUCUUGGAGAAAACCUUAUUUCUACAUGUAUGAAGUCUGAAUGUUUCUACUCUUUUUGUUACGAUUUAUUUCUAUUUUAUCCACGGUUGCCAUGGUGAUUAAACUCCUAGUGCAGCAUGAAAUG
Messenger RNA from Hemibagrus wyckioides, 2652 nucleotides. Its product is annotated as E3 ubiquitin-protein ligase TRIM39-like. The record is from RefSeq and is a predicted model, not a curated record. The transcript is spliced from 8 exons. Bases 263 to 1963 code for a protein of 566 amino acids. Gene Ontology annotation, biological process: protein ubiquitination. Gene Ontology annotation, molecular function: protein binding; zinc ion binding; ubiquitin-protein transferase activity. NCBI's taxonomy places the organism in Eukaryota, Metazoa, Chordata, Actinopteri, Siluriformes, Bagridae.